Heterostelium album PN500 is the source of this 402-nucleotide messenger RNA. RefSeq lists its product as uncharacterized. Bases 1 to 402 code for a protein of 133 amino acids. The record is from RefSeq and is a predicted model, not a curated record. Lineage: Eukaryota; Evosea; Eumycetozoa; Acytosteliales; Acytosteliaceae. The transcript has a single exon.
AUGACUUGGAUUAGAGAUAAAAUCAACCAGCAUCGAGCCAAGAAGGAGAUGAAGAAGGAAGCCAAGCAAAAGACUUUGGUAUCCAACUUUGAUGAAACCUAUUCUUCCAAUGCCCCGUCGUCGAAGAAAUCAAAGACCACUUCAUUGUCCAGUAGCUCUGCACCAAGCGUUGUUCCAUUAUAUGCAGUUGGUGCACUUGGUGGUGGUGGUACUACAGAUUGUGGAAGUAACAACAGUCACCAUCACAGCUCAUCUCAUUGCGAUACCAGUUCCAGUGGCUACAGUGGACAUCAUGGCGGUGGAUACUCUAGCUACUCCGGUGGUGACUAUGGAGGUGGUGGCUAUGGAGGUGGUGACUGUGGAGGUGGUGGUGACUGUGGAGGUGGUGGAGGUUGUUGUUAA